Messenger RNA from Coregonus sp. 'balchen', 24238 nucleotides. The record is from the annotation of a GenBank genome assembly. NCBI's taxonomy places the organism in Eukaryota, Metazoa, Chordata, Actinopteri, Salmoniformes, Salmonidae.
AUGCAGGAAUUCCGCCAAUAUUGGCAGACCACCAGGAAAGGGGUAGUAGUUACCAUCGCUAUUCGCUAAUCAUUUUUAAAUGUAAUCUCUUUAUGCUAUUACCUAUAGCCUGUGAAGCGUGUGGUUUAAAAUUCAGAACUUGUCAGCACAACAGUGGUGGUUCUUCUGAGAAAGGGGGAAUGAAGGGGGAAAUAAUGGUUAAGCUGUGUCCCAAAUGACACCCUAUUCCGUACAUAGUGCACUACUUUUGACCAGAGCCCUAUCAAAAGUAGUGCACUACAUAGGGAAUAGGGUGCUAUUUGGGUCACAAGCCUAAGUCUGCAGCACAAAGCAUGUGCAAAUUAACAUGUUUCAUUCUCCCUGGCCUGAGGCCCUGAAGGCUGGACAGGCAUUGAGAAGGACGAUUGUUUACAUCAGGCUGUGAUCCCAAAUCACUCCCUAUUUAGUGCACUACUUUUGACUAGGGCCCUAUAGGGCGCUGGUUAAAAGUAGUGCACUAUGUAGGAAAUAGGGUGCCAUUUGGGACGUGGACCCAAAGAGUGGCCACCGGCUGCUGGGGUAUUCUUCCCCUCUGUUUGGCCAUCACUGAGGAGACAUGCCCCAUUUAAAUGGUUGUUUACUUGCAUUAGAAAAAGAGCCAAAACACUUCUCAAUGAACUCUUGUCUACAAUUCAAUUAGUGUGCCCUAACCUUUUCCUUCUCAGCAGCAGCUAGCACGGUUUAGUUCCUGGUACCACAGUUCCCUGGAUGUCUUUAGUUCCCUGGCUGUAUGGUACCACAGUUCCCUGGAUGUCUUCAGUUCCCUGGAUGUCUUCAGUUCCCUGGAUGUCUUCAAUUCCCUGGCUGUAUGGUACCACAGUUCCCUGGAUGUCUUCAGUUCCCUGGAUGUCUUCAGUUCCCUGGAUGUCUUUAGUUCCCCGGCUGUAUGGUACCACAGUUCCCUGGAUGUCUUUAGUUCCCUGGCUGUAUGGUACCACAGUUCCCUGGAUGUCUUCAGUUCCCUGGAUGUCUUUAGUUCCCUGGCUGUAUGGUACCACAGUUCCCUGGAUGUCUUCAGUUCCCCGGCUGUAUGGUACCACAGUUCCCUGGAUGUCUUCAGUUCCCGGCUGUAUGGUACCACAGUUCCCUGGAUGUCUUCAGGUUCCCUGGCUGUAUGGUACCACAGUUCCCUGGUGUCUUCAGUUCCCCGGCUGUAUGGUACCACAGUUCCCUGGAUGUCUUCAGUUCCCUGGCUGUAUGGUACCCAGUUCCCUGGAUGUCUUCAGUUUCCCUGCUGUAUGGUACCACAGUUCCAUGGAUGUCUUUAGUUUCCCUGGCUGUAUGGUACCACAGUUCCCUGGAUGUCUCAGUUCCCUGGCUGUCUUCAGUUCCCUGGGCUGUCUUCAGUCCCUGGCUGUAUGGUACCACAGUUCCCUGGAUGUCUUUAGUUCCCCCCGGCUGUAUGGUACCACAGUUCCCUGGAUGUCUUUAGUUCCCCGGCUGUAUGGUAACCACAGUUCCCUGGAUGUCUUUAGUUCCCUGGCCGUAAUGGUACCACAGUUCCCUGGAUGUCUUAGUUCCCCUGGCUGUAUGGUACCACAGUUCCCUGGAUGUCUUCAGUUCCCUGGCUGUAUGGUACCACAGUUCCCUGGAUGUCUUCAGUUCCCUGGCUGUAUGGUACCACAGUUCCCUGGAUGUCUUCAGUUCCCCGGCUGUAUGGUACCACAGUUCCCUGGAUGUCUUCAGUUCCCUGGCUGUAUGGUACCACAGUUCCCUGGAUGUCUUCAGUUCCCUGGCUGUAUGGUACCACAGUUCCCUGGAUGUCUUUAGUUCCCCGGCUGUAUGGUACCACAGUUCCCUGGAUGUCUUUAGUUCCCCGGCUGUAUGGUACCACAGUUCCAUGGAUGUCUUUAGUUCCCUGGCUGUAUGGUACCACAGUUCCCUGGAUGUCUUCAGUUCCCUGGCUGUAUGGUACCACAGUUCCCUGGAUGUCUUCAGUUCCCUGGCUGUAUGGUACCACAGUUCCCUGGAUGUCUUCAGUUCCCUGGAUGUCUUCAGUUCCCUGGCUGUAUGCUUGUCCCCUAGCAACAUGUGCUAUCUUCUGUCCUAACAACAUGGACAGAACUACGGAUAGAAUCGAUCAGACAUGCUAAUGAUCGUAAAUUACACAGCUGAGCUGAGCCAGUAAAGUGCAUAAUUUUGUUCAUUGGACUUCCUGUUAGACAAUGUGAACUCGUGGCAAUAAACACAUUUUGAAUUUGAUUUGAACCAUUGAUUAAGUUGGCACUUGGUGCAAUAUAGGUGAGUAGUGGUGCAAUACAGUGUUCCAAGCUACGCCAACUGUUGCUUUAAGAUUGCAACAUUUUGAGUGGGGCAAGAAAUGGUCAGAAACGGGUCAGGGCAAGUAGUGCACUAUAAAGGGAAUACGGUGCCAUUUGGGCCGCAGAGUCUGUGGUCUGUAGCUCUGUCUAGUGGCUUGGCACUGCAGUCGCAGACCAGUAGCCUCGUGUUUUCUUGCCCUGGAAAACCACAGACAGUAACAGCAUGUUUUAUGUUUUUUAAGCCUGAAGUUGUAUGAUUGCUUUUCCUGUUAUCCCCUGACCAGACGAUUGUAUAAUAGGAAAUGGUUAGAGAUUUCUGCCCUCUUAUUUCCUAUUUUUGGAAAUUGUGGGCAUAGUUUUAGUUUGUCUGAACAGGGUGAAGUUUUACAGCAGAGAUGGAAAUCCACUGUAUAUUCCCUGGUUGUCUCACGGUCUGUCUUUCCAUUGGAAAUAGCAGGGCCUCCCAGUUGCAAAUAAUGCUGUUAUUAUUUGGUUUACACACCCAGAUCAGACUUCCUCCUCGAAGGCUGUCAGUUAUUUUUUCAUUCUGAUAGUAAAUUUAGCUGGAACAAGCAGACCUGUUUAGCUGGAAAAACAUGAAAUCGAGUUCAGCUAAUCAAUUCUCUCAUCAUUCCAAAUUACUGACUGGUGAGUUCAAAGUUGUAUUUUUAUGCCCUGUUAUUGAGUUAUUUAGUCAUACUAAGCCUUUCCAGGAUAGGAAUUUCUUUCAGCGAUGAGUGAUGUUGCCCUCAACCUUGGUGGAGUCAUUUUAUGGAAUAUUUCAAAUAUUGUGAAGACCGAAUGAUUUCAUAAUGCUGUAAUCUGCUGUAGCUCAAUUGGUAGAGCACGGUGCUUGUAACACCAGGGUAGUGGGAUCGAUCCCCGGGACCACCCAUACACAAAAAUGUAUGCACGCAUGACUGUAAGUCGCUUUGGAUAAAAGCGUCUGCUAAAUGGCUUAUUAUUAUUAUUAUUAUUAUUAUUAUUAUUAUUAUUAUCUGUUCCAGUGAUUGGACACAGUUUAAUAUGAAUAUCAACAUCCAAGCCCUCUAUAGUGUUUUUAAGGGCCUGCUGCACGUAUAUAGCCAGCCAUAGUCGAUUGAUUAGCCAGCAGCUGUGGGUUAAAGCGCUGAACUGAGGCAGUUAUGAAAUGCUAAUCUCAUAUAAUUAGCAGAUGCUUUUUAUCCAAAGUGACUUACAGUACAUUGAGUGCAUGCAUGUUUAGUAUGUGAACCCUGCGUGUGGGAAUUUAACCUACGACCUUGCUAUUAGCUCCAGGCUCUUACUAACUGAUCCACACAGGACCAUAUUAUAGUGAUUGGGGAAUAGGAUACGAGUUGUUGGUGACUAACGUUCAACCUCUCUUCUCCUCCUUCAUCUUCCCUUCCUCCUAUUUCUUCCAGGUGGGUUUAAACCAGCACCUGGCCUGAUCCUGUUACCUGGUAACCAGUAACAGGGCACCAAUCCUAGCCUCCUGAUUGGCUGUGACAGAAGCGGUCUGUGCAGAGGAGGGGGCAACCCGAAAACUAACUGCUUUGCUCCCCCCUUCUUUUCUUUGUUUUGAGGAGGGAGGGGGAGGACUAGGGAGGAGGACUUGGCAGGAGAAGGAGAACUGCAGGAGGAGGCCUCGGCAGGAGGAGGAGUGCUCUGUGUGUGUUCUAACUUCUCAGAGGAGCAUGGGGCAGAGCGUCCCUGGAGGCAUAAAGACUAUUGACAUGAAGGACCCGGCGUUCAGGCCUCUGGAGCUGGCAGCUCUGGACCACGCCAAGCCCUCCAGGCUGGACCUGCUGCUGGACAUGCCCCCUGCUGGACAGGAGGUCCAGAUGCAGCACUCCUGGAACAACAACGACCGAUCCCUCAACAUCUUUGUCAAGGACGACAACAAACUGGUCUUCCACCGGCACCCCGUGGCUCAGAGCACGGACGCCAUCCGGGCCUGUAUCGGCUACACCCGGGGGCUCCACAUCUGGGAGAUAAACUGGGCCAUGAGACAGCGGGGAACGCACGCCAUCGUCGGUGUGGCGACAGGAGACGCGCCUCUUCAUUCUGUAGGCUACACGACCCUGGUGGGUAAUAACCACGAGUCCUGGGGCUGGGACCUGGGACGGAAUAAACUUCACCACGAUGGGAAGAACCAGCCCAGUAAGACAUACCCUGCAUUCCUGGAGCCGGAUGAGACGUUUCUAGUCCCCGACUCGUUCCUGGUAGUGUUGGACAUGGACGAGGGGACUCUGAGCUAUAUAGUGGACGGACAGUACCUGGGGGUGGCUUUCAGAGGGCUCAAGGGGAGGAAGCUGUAUCCUGUCGUCAGUGCUGUGUGGGGGCACUGUGAAAUACGAAUCCGGUACAUCAAUGGACUUGAUCGUAAGUAGUGUCUGUAACAGAGCUCUCUAACCCUGUUCCUGGAGAGCUAACCUCCUGUAGGUUCACUCCAGCCCUGUUCCUGGAGAGCUAACCUCCUGUAGGUUCACUCCAGCCCUGUUCCUGGAGAGCUAACCUCCUGUAGGUUCACUCCAGCCCUGUUCCUGGAGAGCUAACCUCCUGUAGGUUCACUCCAGCCCUGUUCCUGGAGAGCUAACCUCCUGUAGGUUCACUCCAGCCCUGUUCCUGGAGAGCUAACCUCCUGUAGGUUUACUCCAGCCCUGUUCCUGGAGAGAUAACCUCCUGUAGGUUUUCACUCCAACCCCAGUUGUAACUAACCUGAUUCAGCUUAUCAACCAGCUAAUUAUUAGAAUCAGGUGUGCUAGAUUAGGGUUGGACUGAACCUACAGGACGGUAGCUCUCCAGGAACAGGGUUAGAGAGCCCUGGCCUAUAAUAUGAUAUUUUCUUAACUGUAAGGGUUCAGGGUUGGCUUUGGUGUUUGCUCUGAGACAUGGUUUUAGACUUUCUAAAGUCUACUACAGCCACGUCUCACAGCCAGCUGAAGUCCUGGGCGCUUUGGAACGUUCAGAAAUAUGCUAUGUAGAACAAACAUGCCUCUCUGACAUGCAUUAGGACAGGGUUCUUCAAUUCCGGUCCUGGAGGGCCGAAACACCUCUGUUUUUCAUCCUCUCCUUCUAAUCAGGGGCUAAUUCAGACCUGGGACACCAGGUGAGUGCAAUUAACUACCAGGUAGAAAUAAAAACAAAAAACAGAAGUGUUUCAGCCCUCCAGGACCGGAAUUGAAGAACCCUGCGUUAGGAUAAGGAAUCAUGUUGGCUCUAGUUAUGACAUUUUCUAUCUGUAACGUUUGAAAACAUUAGGGCUACUGCUUGUGUUCCUAGCUAUCCCUUAAUAAUUCCUCUCUAGCUUUAGUAGAAGUGUCUGUCUGGACAUUGGGUUGUGGUUGAAAUCAGGGUGGGAAAUUUAACUUUUUGCUCCACCAGUCACUGGCAGGUAAAUGGGGAAAAAAAAAUCACUGAUCUUUUACCAGCGAAAAAUAUUUUUCCCAUAAUUACACAAAAUCACAAAUAACUGAAUGAGCGUUCUUUGUAAUGUUUUAAAACAAGAAAUGUAUUGCUAGUAUGAAGUAAUGUGGUAUAUUGCUCAAUUACAUUUGUGACCUGAGUAUUUUUAAACAGUUAUGUUAAAAUAAAUAAUUUUGAUACAAUAGUCAAACGGAGAAACAGUUGUACAACUAAACAUCAAGAAUCAACGAAAGUCCCUGCGCUGCCGCAAAAUGCUCCGUGUUAUGGCUUAUUUUAUUAUUAUUAGUUCAGGGCUCUAACACUGACCGUUUUUACAAUGAGUACAUAAGUUGUUAUUUAGGAACACACAAAUAAAUGUAGGAACACAGUGAAAUUAUUUGAGUGUUUUUUAAUGAUAAAUGACUAAAAGAUUUUUGUAGUGUUACACGCUCAAUCAAGCACAAUGUACCCCCAAAUAUGAGUCAUUCGGUGAGAGCAAAAUGUUCAGCUGCCCCUUUUUAAGUUUAACGGCACUUGUCUGUCUGUCAGAGAUGAGAAUCUCUGUCUGCGCUAGCAGCAGAGAGUUGCAGCAAACACGAAACUAAUAUUGAAAAACAACCUAAUAUGUGAACAAAACGAUGUAACUAGCCAAGAAACACCAGGACGAAGUCCCACUUCAGUAGCCUUUCAGGUCAAUUCAAACCAACUUCUACAUUUUGGCUUUGGAUUGACCAGCGUCGCUGCACAGCUAUUUUCAGGUCUCUCCAGAGAUGUUAGAUCGGGUUCAAGUCCAGGCUCUGACUGGGACACUCUAGGACAUUCAGAUACUUGUCCCGAAGCCACUCCUGCGUUGUCUUGGCUGUGUGCUUAGGGUCGUUAUCCUGUUGGAAGGUGAACUUUCACACCAGUCUGAGGUCCUGAGCGCUCUGGAGCAGGUUUUCAUCAGGUAUCUCUCUGUACUUUGCUUCGUUCAUCUUUCCCUCGAUCCUGACUAGUCUCCCAGAACCUGCUGCUGAAAAACAUCCCCACAGCAUGAUGCUGCCACCACCAUGCUUCACCGUAGGGAUGGUGCCAGGUUUCCUCCAGAUGUGACGCUUGGCAUUCAGGCCAAAGAGUUCAGUCUUGUUUCUCAUGGUCUGAAAGACUUUAGGUUUCUUUUGGCAAACUCCAAGCUGGCUUUCAUGUGCCUUUUUACUGAGGAGUGGCUUCCGUCUGGCCACUCUACCAUAAAGGCCUGAUUGGUGGAGUGCUGCAGAGAUGGUUGUCCUUCUGGAAGUUUCUCCCAUCUCCACAGAGGAACUUGGUAGCUCUUUCAGAGUGACCAUCGGUUUCUUGGUCACCUCCCUGACAAAGGCCCUUCUCCCCCGAUUGUUCAGUUAAGCCGGGUGGCCAGCUCUAGGAAGAGUCUUGGUGGUUCCAAACUUCUUCCAUUUAAGAAUGAUAGUGGCCUCCAUGUUCAUGGGGACCUUCAAUGCUGCAGACAUUUUUUGGUACCUUUCUCCUGAUCUGUGCAUCGACACAAUCCUGUCUCGGAGCUCUACGGACAAUUCCUUCGAACUCAUGGCUUCGUUUUUGUUCUGACAUGCACUGUCAACUGUGGGAAAUUAUAUAGACCGGUGUGUUCCUUUCCAAAUUCAUAUCCAAUCAAUUGAAUUAACCACAGGUGGACUCCAAACAAGUUGUAGAAACAUGUCAAGGAUGAUCAAUGGAAACAGGAUGCACCUGAGCUCAUUUUCAAGUCUCAUAGCAAAGGGUCUGAAUACUUAUGUAAAUAUGGUAUUUCUGUUUUUUAUUUUGCACAAAUUUCUAAAAAACUGUUUUUACUUUGUCAUAAUGGGGUAUUGUGUGUAGAUUGAUGAGGAUUUGUAUUUAUUUCAUACAUUUUAGAAUAAGGCUGUAACGUAACAAAGUGGAAAAAGUCCAGGGGUCUGAAUACUUUCCGAAUGCACUGUACAUGUCCUCGAAAUAGUCGAAGUUAAUCUAAUAUAAGUCAAGAAAUCUGUGAUUUAAUUUAGACGUUUUUGCUGAGGAGAUCUUAGUUGCCAUCUCCUAUACAGUGAGGGAAAAAAGUAUUUGAUCCCCUACUGAUUUUGUACGUUUGCCCACUGACAAAGAAAUUAUCAGUUUAUAAUUUUAAUGGUAGGUUCAUUUGAACAGUGAGAGACAGAAUAACAACAACAAAAAAUCCAGAAAAACGCAUGUCAAAAAUGUUAUAAAUUGAUUUGCAUUGUAAUGAGGGAAAUCAGUAUUUGACCCCCUCUCAAUCAGAAAGAUUUCUGGCUCCCAGGUGUCUUUUUUAUACAGGUAACGAGCUGAGAUUAGGAGCACUCCCUUUAAGGAGUGUGCUCCUAAUCUCAGCUUGUUACCUGUAUAAAAGACACCUGUCCUACAGAAGCAAUCAAUCAAUCAGAUUCCAAACUCUCCACCAUGGCCAAGACCAAAGAGCUCUCCAAGGAUGUCAGGGACAAGAUUGUAGACCUACACAAGGCUGGAAUGGGAUACAAGACCAUCGCCAAGCAGCUUGGUGAGAAGGUGACAACAGUUGGUGCGAUUAUUUGCAAAUGGAAGAAGCACAAAAUAACUGUCAAUCUCCCUCGGCCUGGGGCUCCAUGCAAGAGCUCACCUCGUGGAGUUGCAAUGAUCAUGAGAACGGUGAGGAAUCAGCCCAGAACUACACAGGAGGAUCUUGUCAAUGAUCUCAAGGCAGCUGGGACCAUAGUCACCAAGAAAACAAUUGGUAACACACUACGCCGUGAAGGACUGAAAUCCUGCAGCGCCCGCAAGGUCCCCCUGCUCAAGAAAGCACAUAUACAGGGCUGUCUGAAGUUUGCCAAUGAACAUCUGAAUGAUUCAGAGGAGAACUGGGUGAAAGUGUUGUGGUCAGAUGAGACCGAAAUCGAGCUCUUUGGCAUCAACUCAACUCGCCGUGUUUGGAGGAGGAGGAAUGCUGCCUAUGACUCCAGACCUUAAUCCCAUAGAAAAUAUGUUAGAGGGAGCUGAAGGUUCGAGUUGCCAAACGUCAGCUUCGAAACCUUAAUGACUUGGAGAAGAUCUGCAAAGAGGAGUGGAACAAAAUCCCUCCUGAGAUGUGUGCAAACCUGGUGGCCAACUACAAGAAACGUCUGACCUCUGUGAUUGCCAACAAGUGUUUUGCCACCAAUUACUAAGUCAUAUUUUGCAGAGGGGUCAAAUAAUUAUUUCCCUCAUUUAAAAUGCAAAUCAAUUUAUAACAUUUCUGACAUCCGUUUUUCUGGAUUUUUGUUGUUGUUAUUCUGUCUCUCACUGUUCAAAUAAACCUACCAUUUAAAAUUAUAGACUGAUCAUGUCUUUGUCAGUGGGCAAAUGUACAAAAUCAGCAGGGGAUCAAAUACUGUGGACCAUAGGAAUUGGCAAGAGCGCACAAACAGAUCUGGGACCAGGCUUUUCUGGUGUACGUUAAUGUUUUAAUGGGCCCAACCUUUGACCUUUGUUACACCCAAGUUAAUUACAUCAAUAAACACUGAACUUGUGUGGGCACUCUAUUCCCUACACUACUUUUGACCACAGUUUUGAGCACAAUUUCGUUUAUUGAUGUAAUGAACUUGGGUGUAACAGUACAUUCAAAGGUUGGGCCCAUUUUAAAACACAUUACUGCACACCAAGGUUACACCAGAGAACUGAGGAUUUGUAGCCUGGUCCCAGAUCUUUGUGCUCUCUUGCCAGUUCCUAUGGUCACUGUUAAUGUAUAGGAGUUGGCAAGACAACACAAACAGAUCUGGGGACCAGGCUAGAACAGACUACAGUUAGGUUAGCCUGGUCCCAGAUCUGCUAGUGCUGUUUUCCCAAACUUUAGCCAAUUCAGCAAGACCACCUAAACAGAUAUGGGACCAGGUUAACAGGUAGAGACAUUGAUUCCAACUACUAUGUAAGCCAGUUGGGCACUACCUGAUAAUGUGCCACUGGCAUCGUGAUUACAUUUGAUCUCUCUGUCCUAUGCCCCAGAUACAACAGAAAAUUAAUCAUUUAACAAACCUGUUGAUCACUUUGAUCUAGGUUUGGGUAACAUUUUCUGUAGUAAGGAGUCGAAGGAGAAUAGUCCUUUUCAAGUAAUCACUGAUCUGACAUAACUAGAAUGGUGUACUGUAAAGCCUGUCGCAUGCUUCCCAGUCGAAACAACAGUUCCCACACAUACUGAACAAAAAUAUAAACAGAACAUGCAACAAUUUCAACGAUUUUACUGAGUUACAGUUCAUAUAAGGAAAUCAGUCAAUUGAAAUAAUUUCAGUAGGCCCUAAUCUAUGGAUUUCACAUGACUGGGCAGGGGUGCAGCCAUGGGUGGGCCUGGGAGGGCAUAGGCCAAUCCACUUGGGAGCCAGGCCCACCCACUGGGGAGAUGGACCAGCCAAUCAGAAUGAGUUUUUCCCCACAUAAGGGCUUUAUUUCAGACAGAAAUACUCCUCAGUUUCAUCAGCUGUCCGGGUGUCUAGUCUCAGACGAUCCCGCAGGUGAAGAAGCGUCCUGGGCUGGCUUGGUUUCACGUGGUCUGUGGUCUGCGGUUGGACGUACUGCCAAAUUCUCUAAAACGACGUUGGAGGCGGCUUAUGGUAGAGAAAUGAACAUUCAAUUAUUUGGCAACAGCUCUGGUGGACAUUCCUGCAGUCAGCAUGCCAAUUGCACGCUCCCUUAACAUUUUACAUUUCCGUCAUUUAGCAGACGCUCUUAUCCAGAGCGACUUACAAAUUGGUGUGUUCACCUUAUGAUAGCCAGUGGGACAACCACUUUACAAUAUAUCAAAUUAUUUUUUUUUUUUUUGGGGGGGUAGGGUAGGGGGAGGGUAGAAUGAUUACUUUUAUCCUAUCCCAAAUAUUCCUUAAAGAGGUGGGGUUUCAAGUGUCUCCGGAAGGUGGUGAGUGACUCCGCUGUCCUGGCAUCGUGAGGGAGCUUGUUCCACCAUUGGGGUGCCAGAGCAGCGAACAGUUUUGACUGGGAUGAGCGGGAACUGUGCUUCCGCAGAGGUAGGGGGGCCAGCAGGCCAGAGGUGGAUGAACGCAAUGCCCUCGUUUGGGUGUAGGGACUGAUCAGAGCCUGAAGGUACGGAGGUGCCGUUCUCCUCACAGCUCCGUAGGCAAGCACCAUGGUCUUGUAGCAGAUGCGGGCUUCAACUGGAAGCCAGUGGAGUGUGCGGAGGAGCGGGGUGACGUGAGAGAACUUGGGAAGGUUGAACACCAGACGGGCUGCAGCGUUCUGGAUGAGUUGUAGGGGUUUAAUGGCACAGGCAGGGAGGCCCAGCCAACAGCGAGUUGCAGUAAUCCAGACGGGAGAUGACACGUGCCUGGAUUAGGACCUGUGCCGCUUCCUGUGUAAGGUAGGGUCGUACUCUGUGAAUGUCGUAGAGCAUGAACCUACAGGAUCGGGUCACCGCUUUGAUGUUGGCGGAGAACGACAGGGUGUUGUCCAGGGUCACGCCAAGGUUAUUUGCACUCUGGGAGGAGGACACAACGGAGUUGUCAACCGUGAUGGCGAGAUCAUGGAGCGGGCAGUCCUUCCCCGGGAGGAAGAGCAGCUCCGUCUUGCCGAGGUUCAGCUUGAGGUGGUGAUCCGUCAUCCACACUGAUAUGUCUGCCAGAGAUGCGAUUCGCACACCUUAAAACUUGAGACAUCCGUGGCAUUGUGUUGUGUCACAACUGCACAUUUGAGUGGCCUUUUAUUGUCCCCAGCACAAGGUGCACCUGUGUAAUGAUCAUGUUCAAUCAGCUCCUCAGGUGGAUGGAUUAUCUUGGCAAAGGAGAAAUGCUCACUAACAGGGAUGUAAACAAAUUUGAGAGAAAUUUUGUGUGUAUGGAAAAUUUCUGGUGUGUUUUUUUUAUUUCGGCUCAUGAAACAUGGGACCAACACUUUACAUGUUGCGUUUUUAUAUUUUUGUUCAGUAUAUAUUAUGACUAUUUCUGACAUUUUUGGAUGAUUUGGUGUUCGGCGAGUUUUUGGGGGGGGCUGUUCGCGCGCACAAUUUUUUCUUGGGGCACGUCGAAGUUCGGUAGCCGAAGUCAACACCCCUUCAUUGGUGAACAGUACUACUACUAGUAGGAGUCAACUAAGGACGCGAUUCUUCAACUAAGUGUUUGUCAGUCAACGAGAGACGACUAGUUUUAAUCCUAAUUUUUUCACUUGAAAAAUAUUGCAUCAAAACAUCUUAGUUAGAUGUAAAAUUGUGCGACUAAAAUCUCCUCAUCAAAAAAUUGCAGCAAUUACAAAUUUCUUGAUUUACUGUAUAUUAGAUUAACAGACUAUUUUGAGGAAGUGUAUACUGGCUAUGUUGCUACGGCGUCUCAAGAGGGACAAACAGUAAUAUUGCCACUUUUUCUUUUCUUUUUUCUAAUUUUUCAAGCGAAGAUCUUUUAAGGGAGGAUGCGAGGCACAGAUGUUCACUUCGCUUAGCCGAGUUCUUCUAGGAGUAAACCGAACCUAGUAUGCUGGCGCCUUAAGCCUCAAGCUCUCCAUUGCAUUGCUUUCACCAAUUUAUGUCAUGUCAGAAGCCAGGAAGGAAGAAUAUUCAAACUGGGCCCAGGAGUUGUUCCUCACCAUGUGAUCUGACCAUGAAAAACUCUGGCCCCUAGAUUCCAUCUCUAGUCUAGAACGUCUCAUUCUGCCGUGAGACCGUGAGAGCUUGAUGCUCUCUCUCCCUCCCCAAAGGGCUUUAUUGGCAUGGGAAACAUAUGUUUACAUUGCCAAAGCAAGUGAAAUGGAUAACAAACAAAAGUGAAAUAAACAAUCUGAAAUGAAUAGUAAACAUUACGUUACUCUGAAAAGUUUGACAUUUCAAAUGUUCUAUUAUGGCCAUGUACAGUGUUGUAACAAUGUGCAAAUAGUUGAAGUUAGGGCUGGGCGAUAUUGCCAAAAUACGUAUCAUAUUACAGUAUUUUUGACUAUUUUUUGUGUUUUUUUGAAUAAUAAAAGUUCUAAAUUUGCUUUUUUGAGUAGUGCGUGACCCUAGGGUGGCAACACAUACAUUCUAAGUCAAUGGGUCUUUCUCCAUUCUGAUUUGUUUUAUACUGUUCAAUUCAACUACAACCCAAAAAUAAUUUCUGCAUUUCCUCAUUGGAGAUCAUUUGCACACUGCCACGUAGGGCUGCAUGAUAUGGGUAAACAAUCUAAGCCAUAUUUUUAACCCAAAUGUUGCAAUUGCGAUUUGACUUGCGAUUUUAGAGCAAAAACACUUGGGUGAACUGUUGGAAUCAUGGAAAUAGAAUGAUGAUUGCAUAGUUAGAAUAGAAUAAUGGGCACUUUGAAUACAGUGUUGUUUGACAAGACAACGAAUGAAAAUGCCAGGGAGGGGUUAUUGUGACAGGGUAGGAACCAAAGUGUUGGUCAGUGUUUCCUUGGGGACCCUCUUAUCUUUGGCUACGUUGAAUGUUUUCUCUUAGCUACGUCAUGUAGCGAACAUAUUCAUGCUUCGCGUAUUCCUGUUUGAUUUAGAAGAUACUGUUGCACAAACAACAUGCUGAUGGAGUUCUACACCAUCACUGGUAUUAUCAGGCUGUAUAGCUAGUUACGUUUGCUCUGGCUCAGUACAUUUUAUUAGCUAGCUAACUAGCGAUUAGCAUUAGCGGCUAACACGAUCCAGUCCAAACUUGCUAAGAAAAGACAAACUAGCCGUUUUGCAGAUGUAAGGAACGCAAACUAAUAGUGUAAUUAUAAAAACGUUAGUGGAUUAAUAUUAAGAAACAAAGUGAAAAACAGCAUCGUUAUCAUCAACAUUGUUGUAUGCGCUGCAUUGACCAUGCAGAGACUGAACUCAAGUGUCUCAUGGUCAAGCAACAACAGGGGGCGGGGCUAGGUCUGUGGAAAGCGGCAGAGAGAGGACUCGAGUACUAAACUAUAAAAAGGGAGGUUACACACGGCGUAUCACAUUUAACAAACCAAACGUUCAAAUACCGUCAUAGAAGGUAAAGUAAAAACCCAAACCGAUCCGUGCAUCAAUACGGUAUAUCGUAAAAUACGGUACACCGCCCAGUCCUAGUUGAAGUACAAAAGGGAAAAUAAAUAUGGGUUGUAUAGUGCAUUCGGAAAGUGUUCAGACCCCUUUUGACUUUUUCCACAUUUUUGUUACAUUACAGCCUUAUUAUAAAAUUGAUUAAAUAAAAAACAUGUCCUCGUCAUUCUACACACAAUACCCCAUAAUGAAAUGUUUGUGAAUUUAAUUUUAUAAAAACAUACCUGAUUUACAUAAGUAUUCAGACCCUUUGCUAUAAGACUCGAAAUGUAGCUCAGGUGCAUCCUGUUUCCAUUGCUCAUCCUUGAGAUGUUUCUACAACUUGAUUGGAGCCUACCUGUGGUAAAUUCAAUUGAUUGGACAUGAUUUGGAAAGGAACACACCUGUCUAUGUAAGGUCCCACAGUUGACAGUGCAUAUCAGAGCAGAAACCAAGCCAUGAGGUCGAAGGAAUUGUCCGUAGAGCUCAGAGACAGGAUUGUGUUGAGGCACAGAUCUGGGGAAGGAUUCCAAAAAAAAUCUGCAGCAUUGAAGGUCCCCAUGAACACAGUGGCCUCCAUCAUUCUUAAAUGGAAGAAGUUUAGAACCACCAAGACUCUUCCUAGAGCUGGCCGCCCGGCCAAACUGAGCAAUCGGGGGAGAAGGGCCUUGAUCAGGGAGGUGACCAAGAACCCGAUGGUCACUCUGACAGAGCUCUAGAGUUCCUCUGUGGAGAUGGGAGAACCUCCCAGAAGGACAACCAUCUCUGCAGCACUCCACCUAUCAGGCCUUUAUGGUCGAGUGACCAGAAGGAAGCCACCCCUCAGUGAAAGGCACAUGACAGCCCGCUUGGAGUUUGCCAAAAGGCACCCAAAGGACUCUCAGACCAUGAGAAACAAGAUUCUCUGGUCUAAUGAAACCAAGAUUGAACUCUUUGGCCUGAAUGCCAAGCGUCACGCCUGGAGGAAACCUGGCACCAUCCCUACUGUGAAGCAUGGUGGUGGCAGCAUCAUGCUGUGGGGAUGUUUUUCAGCUGCAGGGACUGGGAGACUAGUCAGGAUCAAGGGAAAGAUGAAUGAAGCAAAGUACAGAGAGAUCCUUGAUGAAAACCUGCUCCAGAGCGCUCAGACUGGGGCGAAGGUUCACCUUCCAACAGGAUAACAAGCCUAAGCACACAGCAAAGACAAUGCAGGAGUGGCUUCGGGACAAGUCUCCGAAUGUCCUUGAGGGGCCCAGCCAGAGCUCGGACUUGAACCAGAUCGAACAUCUCUGGAGAGACCUGAAAAUAGCUAUGCAGCGACCCUCCCCAUCCAACCUGACAGAGCGUGAGAGGAUCUGCAGAGAAGAAUUGGAGAAACUCCCCAAAUACAAGUGUGCCAAGCUUGUAGCGUCAUACCCAAGAACACUCAAGGCUGUAAUCGCUGCCAAAGGUGCUUCAACAAAGUACUGGGAAAGGGUCUGAAUACUUCUGUGAAUGUGAUAUUUCAGUUAUUUUUUGUAAAUUUGCUAACAUUUCUAAAAACCUGCUUUUGUUUUGUCAUGAUGGGGUAUUGUGUGUAGAUUAUUGAGGGGGAAAAAACAAUCAUCCAUUUUUAGAAUAGAACGUAACAGUGGAAAAAUUCAAGGGGUCUAAAUCAUUUCCGAAUGCGUUAUAGAUAAUGUUACUCAGUGGACAGUUUAUUAGGUAUACCACCCCGUUCACAUGGUUCACUCCUACAGACAGUGAGUCACGUGGCUGUGGCUUGCUAUAUAAAGCAGGCAUCGAGGCAUUCAGUUACUGUUUGAUGGAACGUUAGAAUGGGUAAAACGAGUGACCUAAGCGACUGAUGUGUGGUAUGAUCGUCGGUGCGAGGAAUGCCAGUCAGAGUAUCUCAGAAACAACCGACCUCCUGGGUUUUUCACGCACAACAGUGUCUAGGGUUUACUAAGAAUGGUGCGACGAACAAAAAACAUCCAGUCAGCGGCAGUCCUGUGAGCGAAAACAGCUUGUUGAUGAGAGAGGUCGAAGGAGACUGGCAAGAAUCAUGCAAGCUUACAGGCGGGCCACAAACAGGCAAAUAACGGCGCAGUACAAUAGUGGUGUGCAGAACAGCAUCUCAGAAUGUACACUUGUCACGGAUGGGCUAUUGCAGCAGGCGACCACACCGGGUUCCACUCCUAUCGGCUAACAACAAGAAGUGUCUCCAAUGGGCAUGCGUCCACCAGCACUGGACAAUUGAGUAGUGGAAAAUAAUUGCCUGGUCCAAUGACUCUCGGUUCCUGUUGUCAUGCUGAUGGCAGAGUCAGGAUUUAGCGUAAGUAGCAUGAGUCCAUGGCGCUAUCCUGCUUGGUGUCAAGGGGUACAGGCUUGUGGUGUAAUGGUAUGGGGAAUGUUUUCCUGGCACACGUUAAGUCGCUUGAUGCCAAUUGAACAAUGUUUGAACGCUACCGCGUAUCUGAACAUUGUUGCUGACUAGGUGCAUCCCUUCAUGGUACUAGAUAGGUGGACUUAAUAAACUUGCCACUUAGUGUUGAAGAGGGUGGGGCUUAAGCUGCUACCCUGCCUCACCCCACGGCCCUGUGGAAAGUAAUAUUAUUUUGCUCAUUUUUACUGAACACUUGUUGUUUGUGUACAUGGAUUUUAUAAUGUAUGUUUUUCCCCCAACACCGCUUUCCAUCCAUUUGUAUAGCAGACCCUCAUGCCAAAUUGAGUCAAAGGCUUUUUUUUAAAUCAACGAAGCAUGAGAAGACUUUGCUUUUGGGUUGUUUGUCAAUUAGGGUGUGCAGGGUGAAAACGUGGUCUGUCGUACGGUAAUUUGGUAAAAAGCCAAUUUGACAUUUGCUCAGUACAUUGUUUUCACUGAGGAAAUGAACUAGUCUGCUGUUAAUGAUAAUGCAGAGGAUUUACCCAAGGUUGCUGUUGACGCAUAUCCCAUGGUAGUUAUUGGGGUCAAAUUUGUGUCCACUUUUGUGGAUUGUGAUGAUCAGUCCUUGGGUCCAAAUAUUAGGGAAGAUGCCAGAGCUGAGGAUGAUGUUUAAGUAUAGCCAACUGGAAUUUGUGGUCUGUAUAUUUUAUAAUUUAAUUUAGGAUACCAUCAACACCACAGGCCUUUUUGGGUUGUGUUACAGCCUGAAUUCAAAAUGUAUCUCACCCAUCUACACACACACACACACACACAAUGACGAAGUGAAAACAUGUUUUUAGACAUUUUUGCUAAUUUAUUAGAAAUUAAAAGCAGAAAUCUCAUUCACGUAAGUAUUCACACCCCUGAGUCAAUACUUUGUAGAAGCACCUUUUGGCAGUGAUUUUCUGGGUAAGUCUCUAAAGCUGUGUUCACAUUGGAGGUUUGAAGUGACUCAAACCCGAUUUAUUGGCGUAUAAGAUAUGUCUGAACAGCCAAAAAGAACAUGGAAUCGGAUAUUUCAAGCCACAAUCAAGACAGAUCCUAAUCUGAUUCCUGGCCAUGUGACUUGUGUCUGAAUGGUCAAAUCUGAUUUAUUUGCCCUCAAGUGGUUUUUAGACUUAUUUGGCAUAUCUUGUUGCUUGCUAGCUACUCUGACAGUUUGACAAGAACGUGGUAGCCAACUAUCUUGUUAAUUGUUUAGAAAGAAAUUAGUGAAUGUGCUAGAAAGCUAAACAGCUAGCUAGUUGACUGCUGUGGCUAGCCAAAAAGGACUUGUUUUGAAAAUUGGAUUAUAUUAUACUUUGAGGCUUGAUGUGUUCUUACACUACGAUUUUGAACAUUCAAAGCAACUGGGAAACGCCCAUGGCAGGCAUUGUCACCUUAGCUUGCUACACAACUUCUGAGUGAUAUGAAGCACGAGCACCACCACCAAUCAGCCUACACCACUGUGCAUACACUUGUCGUUACUAUGACAACUAGCGUAGCCAUGUCAGCAAAUGACCGCUGUCUGAACACAAACUCAUCCGAUUUGGUCACUUGUAACUUGCUGUUUGGACAUUCAGUAGUACAUAACGGAUUUGAAAAACAAAACUGAUUUGAGCAUUUAAGGCCUGCAGUGUGAACAAGGCUUAAGAGAUUUCCACACCAGGGGCAGGUUGCACCAGUUGGUCUUAAAUGCUAGGUCGGGCGUAGCUACGUCCGACUUUGGGAUCAGAAUUGACACCUGUUGCAAAAAUAAGACUAGUCGUAAAGUCCGGCGUAAGCAAUGCGUGUUCAUAUAUAUAUAUAUAUAUAUAUAUAUAUAUAUAUUUCUUUAUUAUAUAGAAUAUUUGAUGCUUCAUAAUGAUGGUUGCUAGGCAGCGUCCGUUACUAGGCUGUUACCAUCCUUGUGGCAGUUCUAAACUUUGCAAGGCAUGUCCCAUCACUUCGCAUAGCCCACCACUAAGCAUGCACGUUUUCUCAACCACAACUGGAUGGAUCAAUCAAUAAUUACUGUGGGAAUAAAUAUCACUGAAUGACAGAGAUUGGAAUAAAGUAGUCUAAUGCCAUUUGAAGGCAUUUAUCAUAUUGUUGCUUACUGAGUCAUCAAAACAAAAAGUGUCAUUUGGGUUUUUUGUACCCCCAUUUUCAUGAUAUCCAAUUUAGUCUUCCAAACCCUCCCCUAACCCGGACGACGCUGGGCCAAUUGUGCGCCGCCUCAUGGGUCUCCCGGUCGUGGCCGGCUGCGACACAGCCCGGGAUUUAACCCGGGUCUGUAGUGACGCCUCAAGCACUGCGAUUCAGUGCCUUAGACCGCUGCACCACUCGGGAGGCCCAUUUUGAAAUACUUUAAAGAAAUAGCUGUGUGUGGUCAACUAAAAUUUCAGCACCGUUAUGAUUGGGACAGUGUUAUCGCGCUGGUUUGUGACAAGCGUGGGGACUCUUUAUAUCUUGAUAAAUUAAUCAGAUUUUUGUUUUCACAAUCUCUGUUUUGGAUAUUUGGUUAUAAUUAGGCUGGGAAAAUGUUAGCCAAAUUGAGGUGAGUGUUCAUGAUGAUAAUCUUAAGUCUAGUUAGUCUAACAGUGUUAUCAGAACAUUUUGCUAGCAUGUUAUGUAGCCUACGCUAGGCUAGUAUAACAGGUGGAUUAUUCUGCUCUUCACUCGCGUAGUAGCCUAGGCUAUAUCCCGACUAAAAGCCCUUGACUUGUCUGAUAAUCAAUCAGUGAUUUUGUUUCUCUGUGUAUUUGUUUAUUUGAUCUCUGGCUGGGCAGCUCAUCUAUUACUUUGCUAAUAUCUGAUCAGACACAUUUAGCAUGCUAUAAUGUAGCCGCUAAUAUCUGAUCAGACACAUUUAGCAUGCUAUAAUGUAGCUGCUAAUAGCUGAUCAGACACAUUUAUCAUGCUAUAAUGUAGCCGCUAAUAUCUGAUCAGACACAUUUAGCAUGCUAUAAUGUAUCUGCUAAUAGCUGAUCAGACACAUUUAUCAUGCUAUAAUGUAGCUGCUAAUAUCUGAUCAGACACAUUUAGCAUGCUAUAAUGUAGCUGCUAAUAUCUGAUCAGACACAUUUAGCAUGCUAUAAUGUAGCCGCUAAUAUCUGAUCAGACACAUUUAGCAUGCUAUAAUGUAUCUGCUAAUAGCUGAUCAGACACAUUUAUCAUGCUAUAAUGUAGCUGCUAAUAUCUGAUCAGACACAUUUAGCAUGCUAUAAUGUAGCUGCUAAUAUCUGAUCAAACACAUUUAGCAUGCUAUAAUGUAGCAUAAAUCAAGUGUAUUAUUUUGGUACUUACUCGCACAUAGGCAACUCGAAAAGGAGGUUGUGAGAUGUGAACACAAGACUUGCAUCCUUUUUGAAAAUAUAGAUUGCUAUUCUAUGCGUAUCAUGAUGAAGAUGAGUCCCAAUUUUAACACCCUACACCUUCUCCCUACUAGGUGUAGAAUCUAGGACCGGGCGUAGCUCACGACCAGGUGGUGCAACAGGCUGCCGAUGUGCCCUUGAGCAAGGCACUUAACCCUAAUUGAUAAGAGCGUCUGCUAAAUGACUAAAAUGUAAAUGUAUAAUUUCUAGGUCGGGCGUGGAGUUAUGACCCACAGGUGCAACCGGCCCCUAGAUUGUGCAACAUUUUCCCAUUUUUAUAUUUGAUUAUUUUCUCAAUUCUUCAAGCUUUUGUCAAAUUGGAUGUUGAUCAUUGCUAGACAACCAUUUUCAGGUCUUGCCAUAGAUUUAAAAGUAGAUUUAAGUCAAAACUGUAACUCGGCCACUCAGGAACAUUCACUGUCUUCUUGGUAAGUAACUCCAGUGUGGAUUUGGCCUUGUGUUUUAGGUUAUUGUCCUGCUGAAAGGUGAAUUAAUCUCCCAGUGUCUGGCGGAAAGCAGACUGUGCUUAGCUCCAUUUACGUUCCUUUAUAGGGCGCAAACAUAUAACACUUUGUAUUCAGGACAACAAGUGAAUUGCUUUGCUACAUUGUUAGCAGUAUUACUUUAGUGCCUUAUUGCAAACAGGAUGCAUGUUUUGGAAUAUUUUUUUUUUCUGUACAGGCUUCCUUCAUUUCACUCUGUCAAUUAGGUUAUUAUUGUGGAGUAACUACAAUGUUCUUGAUCCAUCCUCAGUUUUCUCCUAUCGCAUCCAUUAAACUGUUUUUAAAGUCACCAUUGGCCUCAUGGUGAAAUCCCUGAGUGGUUUCCUUCCAGCAACGGAGUUAGGAAGGACACCGGUAUCGAUACACCAGCCAAAGUCUAAUUAAUAACUUCACCAUGCUCAAAUGGAUAUUAAAUGAUUGCGCACAGUGAGUCCAAGUCCAUGCAACUUAUUAUGUGACUUGAUAAAGCAAUUUUUUUACUCCUGAACUUAUUUAGGCUUGCCAUAACAAAGGGGUUGAAUACUUAUUGACGCAAUAAAUUUCAGCUUUUAAUUUCUAAUUAAUUUGUACACAUUUCAGAAAAUUAUUCCACUUUUGACAUUAUGGGGUAUUGUGUGUAGGCAGGCCAGUGACAAAAAAAUCUAAAUUUUAUCCAUUUUAAAUUCAGGCUGUAACACAACAAAAUGUGGGAAAAAUCGAGGGGUGUGAAUACUCUCUGAAGGCGCUGUGUAUGUCUCUCUCUCACUCUCUAUUUAAGUUCAACUAAAAUGUAGACGUCUAUAUUGCUGUGCUGUACUCUAAAUCUGUCUCCCUCCUCAGCUGAGCCUCUCCCUCUGAUGGACCUGUGUCGGCGCUCUGUGAGGGUAGCUCUGGGCCGAGAACGACUGAGUGAGAUCCAUGCUCUGCCCCUACCAGCCUCGCUCAAGAAUUACCUGCUCUACCAAUGACCCCUCAGCACAACAACAUAGAACAUGACCUCAGAUCCAUGGUCUGCCCCGUCUGUUCCCUCAAUGCAUACACAGAACACGCUUCACCCUUGCUCUCUCUGUCUCUGGGAUUUCCCCUCUCCGGAGGGUAACCAACCUGUUCCACAAUUCAGCACAUGACUCCAGCCUCUGGGUUUAGGACUCUGACUCAUCCUUCCCAUCCCUCAGGGCUGGUUUGUACCAAUCACAUUUUACGACGGAGUGAGAACACCAUUGUGUGAUGUUUGGAGUGUUCAGGAAGCUGUAGACACCGUGGUUGGUGAUGGGUCAAGUCUUCUUUCGGGUUUUUAUAAUCCUGUUUUUAUGGUUUACUUCAAUUAUAUAUACUGGGAUAUCCAUGUCUGUGAUGGACAUGACAUGCAAAGGACUUUAUGCCGAUCUUUACUGGUCCUGAGGACUAGGAGAUGACUGCCACAGUCGUACUCCAGUAUGUAUGUCUGUCUGUCUGUGUGUAUGUUGAAAUGCAAUGAGUUUGAUGGUACGUAAGUCUGUUGUGACCACAACACCUCUUAAUAGUGAUUGACUUUGUCUCUCCUUUUCAGUAUGUCUUUUUAAAUGAAAUAUCAAUCAAGUGAUUGCUGUGUGACAUGUCCUGUUGGUAAAUAGUUAGAUUAUUGUGUUGGAAUCAAACCCCCCCCCCCCCCCCCCCCCCCCCCUCUUCAGGGCCCUUGUGUGGUAUAAUAGAUUACUUUGUUGCGUGUUGAAAAUAUAUUUGUAAGCAUUUUCUACGCAUAAAGAUGGUACCAUUUCUCAUCUUUACCUGUUGUUCCUCUUCAAUGGUCGAUCAGGAAAUAGUACUCCCUUUUUAUAUGCUUAAGAUUUUAUGAGAUUUCCUUGGAAGGUUUGAUAAAGUUAGUACUCAUGGUGGAUCUAGCCCGGCGAUGACCCAGCACUGACCUCUGAUGUUAAUAAGGAGGUGAUACAUCUCCAUUUCUCCUGGAAGCAGCAGCAGCACCGUAGUUUGUCCCUCAAGGUGACCGCACACCUCCUACCCCCACCCUUUUUUUAAAGGAUCAGUUCACCCAAAUAAAUAAAUAAAUUUUAAAAAAGUACAUCUUUGUUUCCUGACCAUUGUAAGCAGUCUAGGGACAAGGACAGAGUGCAAUCCAAGCUUUGGGUUUGUUUACCUAGACUCCCGUUACCCAUAGACUGCUUUCAGGGUAAGAAAGUGUCAUUUUGUCAUUUUGGGGUCGAACGGUCCCUUUUUAACUCUGUUCUGCUGCACUAUCAGGUUUUCUCCCUGCAAUAUUCGAAACGCCUGUUUUGUGUUAUGUACUGUUGGGGGACAUCGUAGAUUUGAAGAUGGUUGUUUUUUACUGAAGAGGUUUUUAUAUAAACUGAAGGAUGACAUCACUGUGAGCAUUUCUAGCAUGCACCAGCAGACUGUUUUCUCAUUGCCCACAAAAGCCAAUACAAUCACUGUACAAUGUCCAUGUUCUUUCUCUCUGCUUUGGACCCGUACAUAGUGUUUCAUGUAUUUAGAGGACUUGUUUGGGUAUAGGGGGGAUGGUUGUGGGGGAUUCUGAAAUGUAAGCGUAUGUGUGGUGAUGUCAUCAGAAGGUAUGGUGUCUUUUUAAAAAAUUAGUUAACCAUUUUGUUUUGUUUUAGUUGGAAAGCAUCUGUUCAAAUGGCACCCUAUUCCCCGUAUAGUAGACUACUUUUGUUUUAAUGGUCAGGUGUAGUCCGUGUGUGGCGUUGUGCUGAGCGUUGACCAUGCUGCGCCCAUCCGGUUUUUUAUCUCCUUCUAGUUUGCAACAUCUCAUUUUUCUUUGUGUUUCUUUAUGUAGAUGGUUUGUAACUACCUAAUAAAAGUUGAUUUCAAAUUAUAUUUUCUGUUGCGCUGUCAAGUGACUUGUGUGUAAUUUUGUGGGGUCCUCGAAGUAUCGACAAGGUAAUAGAACCAAGUGUGUGUGUGUGUGUGUGUGUGUGUGUGUGAAUCGAAAUGGAACUGAAUUGUGUAAAGUUUGAAAUAUGGUAGACAUUUUGAAUCUCAUCUGUUGCUUGCAAUGAUCAUGGGUUUGAUUCCAGCUGGGGCCUCCCAUAUGAAAAAUAUGCACACGCUUUGGAUAAAGACGUCUGAUUGGUAGGAAAUGGGAGCUCCGCCAGCAUCUUCCUUAUCUAGCCGUCAGGGGAUGCUAAAGAGCAGAUACUGGCCUUCUGGCAUCAACUACCUGUUUGACCAUUCAACUGAUUCUCAAAAGUCAAAAGAAUCUCUUCUGAAACAUUUCACCCCAUGUGAAUGGUGUGCUGUAGUGACUUAGAAAUGUGUGUGUGUGAUCGUAAUCAAGACUGGAUAAUUCUGCAGUCUUGGCUCUUGCAACAAAAAACAAACAGUGAACGUCCACUACUUUUUAUAUAAGUCAACAAACCUGUUUUAUUGUCGCCCAGGGUCAAAAAACAUUAAGAUAUUUGUCAUUGCUCAUACUUUGAGUCAAUGUCCUGUAACUGAUUUGUUUAUUAAGUGAAUUGUUGAAGAGGUUUUAAAUGCUCUAAAUUUACAAACAAUGAUAACUGUCUCUGGAUGUUUUUUUUACCCUGACCAAUAAAACCGGUUCACUGAUAAGGCAGCAACUUUCCACUGACAAACAACCCAAUUUCCAGGUGGUUGAAUAACCUACUUAUCUGUCUAUUCCAUAGGUUAUGAACCUUGAUAUCAUGUUGAGUAGUACUUUAUUGAUCCCAACUUGGGAAGUUGUUUUCUCACUCUGCAUCAUCAAUAAAUCAUGAGGACAAAACCCGUAACAAUGACAAACAUGAUAAGAAACUGACAUAUGAAGGCACCUGCAUCUUAGCAACCAUACAAUAAUAGUCUGAUUCAAAGGAGUUAAGAAAUGCUGUUGUCGAUCCUACGCCGGGGAGACGAGCAACAACAACAUUCAUCAGAAGACAGGUCAUCAUCACUCUCAUUAAAAAGCCUCAUGGCUGUGGGUAAGAACGACCAUCUUAAACCUCUCUGUGGCGCUUCUGGGCAGGAUGAAACUGCUACUGAAACUAUUUCCCCUUAGUAAGCAUGUCAGUGACAUUCCACCUCUUACACACCUCCAGACCUGGGUUCAACCAGGUGUUUGUGUUUUUUGGGACUUUCUGAUUCCAUUUCAACAAGGAAAGCUCCAUCGAGUAUCUCCAAUAGUGCUUGAACCCAGGUUUGCACACCCUCACCUCCCAUUGGCUGGGCUGGCUGGGCUGGCUGGCUGGCUGCUCAGUUGACACACAACACGCCAUGUCACGCGUCUACAGACCUCUCUUCAGAUGCCACAGUCAUGGUGUCGGGUGUCACGUUCACCCCAUAACUAAAAUGGAAGAACAAUAUGUAUAUAUUUUUUCUCUGUCUGCUUGUUCUAGGACGAAGUAGAAGUUGAUAGAGGAUUGACCUACAAGUCUACUGUCAGAAACUAG